Adineta steineri is the source of this 3254-nucleotide messenger RNA. Lineage: Eukaryota; Metazoa; Rotifera; Eurotatoria; Adinetida; Adinetidae. The record is from the annotation of a GenBank genome assembly.
CAACACAUACACAAUUGUAUAUUGUUUUUGCAUGGCCACUUGAACAAGCAUUACUUGAUGAUGACGGUGAUUUAGCAUUCAAACAACAUGAAGAGAUUAUGUGCAGUACACUAUCUCUCAUUCUUCAAACAAUUCAUAUAAAAUCUCCUCAUUUUCAUCCAUUUGUGUUUGUUAUCACGCAUCAUGCACAGCUCAAUAUCGGUUCUGAUUGCAAUUUAAUCACAUCACCAAUUAUUGGGCUUGCGCGAAGUUUGAUGAUUGAAUACGAACGACAUCGAUUAAAACUGAUUGAUCUACAAGCAUCACUGACAUCAAUCAACAAGCCAAUAUUUGCGCGUGCUUUAAUACAACAUAUGAUGAAUUCUCGAUAUUCAAAUAAUACGUCUGAAAUUGUUUUGCAUCUUGACACGAACGAAAAUCAAGUCAAACAUAUAAAAUGGCAUUUUGAAAUGCUGCAAAAAUCUGUUGAUGAUGAUAAUAAUAAAGAAGAGAGAUCUAAACUAGAACAAAUUUCUAUUAUUCCUAAACGAGAUGCUGAUCAAAGACCAUUUCGUAUUUGUGUACCACAAUCUCGUUUUCUUUCUGAAUUAACAUGGAUUGAAGAAGAUAGAGAAAAAGACUUAUUACCAGGUAUGAUAGAAGUUCGUGUUCAUUUUGUUGGUAUUAAUUUUCGUGAUGUACUCAAAGCACGUGGUCUUUAUCCAUAUACACGUACUUUUGCACAAUCUGAUGAAGAUCAACCAAAACUUGAUCGAGAUACAGAGCCAGGUUCAGAUUUUGUUGGUACUAUUGUACGUGUAGGUCCUAAAACAACUAAUUUUCAAGUUGGCGAUCAUGUUGUAGGUGUUACUACUCUUGGUACAUAUCAUUCUCAUACUAUGAUUAAUUCACAACUUAUGGUGCGUAUUCCAUCUGAAUUUCCUCUUACCGAUGAACAAUUAUGUGGUAUGCCAACUCCAAUUUUAACAGUUAUCUAUUCUCUUAAAUAUCGUGUUCAUUUACAAACUGGUCAAACUGUUCUUAUUCAUGCUGCAACAGGUGCUGCAGGUCAAAUGUGUAUUCAAUAUUGUCAAUAUAUUGGUGCUCGUAUUAUUGCUACAGCUGGAACUGAAGAAAAACGACGUUUCCUUCGUGAAUAUUAUGGCAUUGAACAUGUAUUUAAUAGUCGAGAUACUUCUUUUGUUAAUCAUAUACGUCGAAUUCUUCCACAAGGUGUUGAUGUUAUUGUUAAUUCAUUAUCAGGUAUUUUACUAAAAGAAUCAAUUAAAUUAUUAGCAUAUCAUGGUCAUUUUGUUGAAUGGGGUAAACGAGAUAUUUAUCAUAAUAGUAAUUUAUCAAUGUUUCAACUACGAUCAGAUUGUAGUUUUCAUGUGAUUGACUUCGCUGGACUUGCUGAUCAUGUAUCACCUCUUAUUCGUAUUAUGCUAGAAGAAGCAAUUGAUUUAUUUGUUCAACAUAAAUUGCGUGCUGUUGAACCAACUGUUGCUUAUGAACCAUCUCAAGUAAUACAAGCAUUAUUAAGAUGUAAUAGUGGUCAAGUUAUGGGUAAAACAGUUUUUCGUAUAAGUUCGUCUGAUCAACCGUUAAAUAUUAACAAAAAACAAUCGAAUAGUUUAUUAAAAGUUGUAAGUGAUAAUACAAUGUUUCCACCAGAAGUUUGUAAUGAAGGAACAAUUUUAAUAUCUGGUGGUUUUGGCGGUCUUGGAUUGGCAAUGUCUCGUUGGAUGAUUGAGAAACGCAGUGUUAAACGUAUAGCACUUAUGAGUCGUCGAACCUUAAUUGAACUUGAACAACCUUCCAAUCCACAAUAUGAUGAUUGGUUACGAUUGAAACGAACAGUAAACGAAUAUAAUGCUCAUGUUGAUGUUGUACAAGUAGAUGUGACAAAUUUUCAACAAGUUCAUGAUCUUAUUGUAAGACUGAAUCAAAGUUCUUAUCCUGUUCGAGGUAUUAUUCAUAGUGCUGUUAUUGCAGACGAUCGUACGCUCAGUAAUUUAACACAAGAACAUAUAACACGUGUUCUUGCACCAAAGGCUCGCGGUGCUUGGAUUCUUCAUCAAGUAACGCAACUUACUCAUGCUCCGCUUCACUUUUUUAUUAUGUUUUCAUCAAUUCGUAAUCAUCUCCUUGAAUUAGCAUCUGCCGGUUACAAUGCCGGUAAUCAAUUUCUUGAUGCUCUUGCUCAUUAUCGUAUGCAAAAACUCAAUUUACCAGCUCUUUCUAUCAGUUUACCAGCAGUUAGUGGUGCUGGCAUGUUUCAUAGACAACGAGAGUGGUUAACAAGUUUUCAAACGACACAAGGCUUUGAAUUAGUACCAACAGUGAUUGUAUUUGAAUUGAUAGAACAUUUUCAUAAACAUCAGAAUACUUGUCCGUGUCCUAUUAUUUUUGCGGUUAAUUGGCAAACAUUGUAUGAAAGACGACACAAACUAGCAACAUUCCAGUUAACUCAAAUCGCACAGCAACGCUAUGUUGAAAUGAAGCUCAGCAACACAUCUAUAUCAUCGAAAAUCGACGGUACGGCUAAUUCUGACUUGAACCAAAAGGAAACUAUUAUUGAGCGAACUCAGGAAGCUGUAGCACGCCUCUUAGGUGCAGGUAGUGUCGAUCGUAUAUUGAUUGAUCGUUCACUUGUGAGUCAAGGCAUGGAUUCAUUAGCUGCUAUCUCACUGUACAAUUGGUUGGGACAAGAAAUUGGUAUCUAUAUACCAUUAGCUGAUCUUCUUCAAGGGUAUUCUAUUGAAACAAUUGCAACAAUUAUAUAUAAUAAGCUCCACGAUCAACAACAAGUUACCACAGCAAUUACUAAAGAACAUGAUGUGGACUCUGAUCUGAUCGAUGAAAAUAAUAUCAAAUUAUCUAAUACGUCCGUACACACUAGUACAGAGAAUAUCAUUUGUCUUCAACGUCCGACUCAGAACAAUAGUUCUAUUCUCUUCUAUAUCACGGAGCAGGCAAUCACUAAUACUGACGAGUCCUUUGCACUACUUAUGCACAAAUUAUCUAAACAACAAAUUCAAACAGUAUCAGCUACCAUCUAUGUUAUACAAAUACCGUUAACGAUAUUAGAUACAAGUACAUCUGCUUAUGCUCAAAAUAUGAUCUCGCAAAUGCGUCGUAUUCAACCACGCGGAGCUUAUCAGUUAGUGGCUGAUCGCAACAAACAAGAAGAAAUCAUUGCACGUGAAAUGAUACGACAACUUAACAAUCAUUCAAUGAUAAUCGAUGUUCGAUUAAUUCUUUUGGAUGAUUAG